AUGAGGGCAUUGUUUUUCUUCUUUCUUGCGACGAUAUCGGCAAUCGCUGCCCAGAAACAUUACGAUGGAUAUCAGGUGUUUGAGGUAAAUGCCAAAGACAAGGUAUCGUUAGAAGUCUUGACUAAACUGCAAAAUGAAAGGAGUGACGUCUACGAUUUUUGGACUGAGCCCCGCAACGCUAACCGCCCUAUCGACAUUAUGGUCCCUCCAGCAUUUAUAAAAAAUUUUGUCGACUUGAUGCAAGCCUUCGAUAUUGAUUAUAAAGUCAAAAUUGCUGAUGUUGAAAGAAUUAUUGAAGCAAACCGGAAGGAAAGAGACUCCGUUGUUCGUAAAAAACUCCGUUCUCGCUCUGGUGCUCCUCGCUAUUCACUCAACUGGGAAUCGUAUUCUGACCUUCCUGUUCUGCUUUAUAUCCCCAACUUGAUGACUACAUCGGUGGUUGGACAAAGCUACGAAGGCAACAACAUGAACUUGGUUAAAAUUUCAACAGGUGGAUCCGGCAAAAAGGCAAUCUUCAUAGAUGGAGGUUUCCAUGCUAGAGAAUGGAUUUCUCCGUCUUUCGUCACUUGGGUCAUCCGCGAACUGGUCGAAAACUACGCCGCCCACCCUCAAUACGUUGACAAUAUUGACUGGUAUAUUAUGCCUGUUGUUAACCCCGAUGGCUAUCGUUACACCUUCGCUGCAAAUGGGGACCGUUUGUGGCGUAAAAAUCGAAGGCCAAAUGAUGGCAGCGCCUGCAUUGGCACGGGUAAAUACAUAUCAAUAUCGAAAGGUUUUGCAAAACGUGUACGCUAA
This is a messenger RNA of Daphnia magna, 795 nucleotides long. Its product is annotated as carboxypeptidase A4-like. Lineage: Eukaryota; Metazoa; Arthropoda; Branchiopoda; Diplostraca; Daphniidae. Gene Ontology annotation, biological process: proteolysis. The transcript is spliced from 7 exons. Bases 1 to 795 code for a protein of 264 amino acids. Gene Ontology annotation, molecular function: metallocarboxypeptidase activity; zinc ion binding. The record is from RefSeq and is a predicted model, not a curated record.